AUCUACGUAUGUGGAAGGAAUUGCCCUGUACAGUCCAUAAACUGCCACGGAAGGACUGCCCUUGUUUAUUUCCCUAUCAUCUCCAUAGGUUUCCUGUGAAUGAAGAUCGUCGUCGUGUUUGGGUGUCACGUGUUAAUCGGAAGGAUUUUCACCCAUCUGAUAGCAGUGUGAUAUGCUCAAUUCAUUUUUUGGAUGGCCAUCCAAGCAAACAAAAUCCUGAUCCAGUCUUAAAUUUGGGAUAUCAACGAAAGGUGACACAAGGAAGAAGGACCAUUUUCCGACACCCUCUCUCUGAUGUUUCUCGGACCCCAAGGAGCAAUCAACUGACUGAGGAGUGCCAUGCUGAAGCUGAACUGACAGAUCAACCUGUAUCUCAAGCUGAAGAGAAGGAAAAGGGGAAUGAUGACUCCAGACCAAGUGAUUGUGACUGUUGUAAACAGAAGUCUUGUUUUUGUCUUCACAGACCUAUGAUAAAAGUUCCAAACAGAACUGUAGGAGUACAGGUUCAUUUUAACAAGUCAGUAGAUCACCAUUAUGCAACCCAGCACUACACGACCAAAACAAAGAAUGUCUCUGUUCAGGUUAAUUUUCCUGCCUUUUCUGCAGACAGUAUUAAGACUAACACUGAUUCUGUGUUUUACACUGGACUUACUCUACAGGUGUUUCUGUCAAUAAUAACUUAUCUUACAUCUGUACUGCGGUCAAACAUUAAGAUGCCACUCUCAGAUCAAACACUACUCACACUUAUGAGACUUAGGCUUGGAAUUCAGUUUCAUGAUCUUGGGAGAAGAUUUUCAAUUUCCACGCAAUUAGCAAGUAAAAUUUUUGGAAUUUGUAUCUCAAUUUUAGCCAGAAAGCUAAAGGAUUGCAUUGUUUGGCUCCCAAGAGAUGUUAUUAGAUCUGCAAUGCCAAUGUCCUUUAAGACUACCUAUCCACACACUACCUGCAUUAUUGACUGUACAGAAAUGUUCUUGCAACGUCCAUUUUCAUUGAAGGUUAGAGCUCAAACCUACAGUACAUAUAAAAGUCACAAUACUGCCAAAAUUCUUGUUGCUAUUGCUCCCAAUGGAUAUAUUAUGUAUGUUUCAAGAUGCUAUGGGGGUCGUGCAAGUGAUGUGUAUAUCACCAAGAACUCGGGUUUUCUAAACUACUUGUUACCUGGUGAUGAGGUAAUGGCAGAUAGAGGCUUUACAAUAAGCAAUGAACUUUAUGCUAGAAGAGUGAAACUGAACAUUCCUGCUUUUAUGAAGGGUCGUAAACAACUGAGUGCUACAGAGUGUAUAGAAACACGAAGAAUUGCAUCUGUAAGAAUACAUGUAGAAAGAGCAAUUGCCAGGUUGAAGUCUUACAGAAUAUUGAAUCAGGUUCUACCUCUUAAUUCCGUUCAAAAGUUGGAUAAGAUAGUCAAAGUGUGUGCAGUCCUGUGUAACCUCAGACCAGAACUCAUCAAGGACAAAGACUGAGUAGUCAUGUAUGUUUCAGACAUCUAGUAGGCUGCUUAAGCUUAUGAGAUGUAUGUGAUUUUGCAAUGUGAUAUUUCACCAACAAGAAUGAUAAAUUAUAAAUACAUAGUCUCAUUGAAUUGAUGUUUAAAUCAUUAAACUGAAUGUUCCCCUCA
Molecule: messenger RNA, 1618 nt
Organism: Haliotis rubra (blacklip abalone)
Lineage: Eukaryota; Metazoa; Mollusca; Gastropoda; Lepetellida; Haliotidae
Exons: 3
Coding region: 9-1463 (484 amino acids)
Source: RefSeq, a predicted model, not a curated record